Molecule: messenger RNA, 708 nt
Organism: Lottia gigantea (owl limpet)
Lineage: Eukaryota; Metazoa; Mollusca; Gastropoda; Lottiidae
Exons: 1
Coding region: 1-708 (235 amino acids)
Source: RefSeq, a predicted model, not a curated record
AUGCAAUUUGUAGGCUUUAAUGCCAAAACUUUUCACAUAUUCUUCGCAACUGUUGAUGUAAAAUCGGAUGCUUCUGAUUGGUAUUUCUCAGGAAAAAUCAUUUUACGUAGAAAAAAUUUCAAAGAAAUAAAAAGAUCAAAAAAGGGUAGUGGUGUUACCCUACUCAAAAAGAUAAAUGAAUAUGGUAGCGGUAUAAAUUGUUAUGUACCAAGCGAUGGAUACUGCUUUGUAAAGUGUGUAAAUCACAUCAUGAACAAAGACUACACAAAAGAAUUUCAAGAUUUCAUCAACAGUUUUUCAAAAUCAAACAGAAAAGGAGUUGUGACAACUGCUAGAAUCUGUGAAUUCAAUAAGAAAUUUAAUACUUAUUUUCAAAUUUAUAUGCCCAAACAUAGACAUUUUCAACCAAAGAAAGUAUCCGAAGAAUUAGAUUGGGUAUUUUACUUACAUAAAUCGCAUUUCUGUCUCAUUAGAAGAAAUAACAAAACCUUAGGUAUUAAAGAAAUAGAAGAUAAUUACGAUGAAAACGUAUGGAGAACUUGUGGAGAUGAUAAUGCGGUAACAGAAGUUUCACCUCUAAAACUAAAUGUUUUUCCAACAAUUCAAGAUGAUUGUUUAUACACAUGGGAUUGCGAAACCUAUAGCGAAAAAGAAACGAAUAAAGCCAUUCCUUAUUCUUGCACGUUAAUUAAUUUAGAAAAAUGUUAG